Amborella trichopoda is the source of this 2845-nucleotide messenger RNA. Its product is annotated as serine/threonine-protein kinase ATG1c. The record is from RefSeq and is a predicted model, not a curated record. Lineage: Eukaryota; Viridiplantae; Streptophyta; Magnoliopsida; Amborellales; Amborellaceae. Gene Ontology annotation, cellular component: cytoplasm. Gene Ontology annotation, molecular function: protein serine/threonine kinase activity; ATP binding. Gene Ontology annotation, biological process: regulation of autophagy; peptidyl-serine phosphorylation.
UGAACUCAUUCCACCUGGUUUCCUUUUGCUUGAAAAACUCUUCAAAUUUUAUCCACCAAAUUUAUUUGUAAAAAUCUGUUAUUUUCACCAAUUUUUACCCAAUUUUAUCACUAACUCACCAAUCCAGUUCCCCUUUUAACAACUAUCCUCCAAUUUUUUCCUCUUAUAGAGACAUUUGUUCUCAAAAUCUUAUUUUUCACCAAAUUUGGAGCAGUUUUAUUGGAAAUCUUAAUCUGGUAUUGGGUUUUUUGAAGCUAAUUAUUUGGUGGUUUUUAUAGAGUAAGAAGGGAUUUUUGGAGAGAAGAGGGGAUUUUUGGAGUGAGAAUGGCAAGGGCAUGGAGUAGCGGAAGGAGAGUUUUAGGGGAUUACAUAGUGGGUGAACAGAUUGGAUCUGGUUCUUACUCCGUUGUGUGGCGUGCUACUCAUAGAGUCCAUGGCUAUGAGUACGCAAUUAAAGAGAUAAACAUGGAGAGGCUCAACAAAAAGUUACAGGAAAGCCUUCUCUCUGAGAUCGUCAUAUUGAAGACGAUCAACCACCCCAAUAUCAUACGCUUACAUGACAUAAUUGAGACGUCUGGAAGGAUACAUCUGGUAUUGGAGUUCUGCAAAGGAGGCGAUCUUUCUAUGUAUAUAAAUCGUCAUGGAAGAGUUCCUCAAGCAACUGCAAAACACUUCCUGCAGCAGCUUGCUGCUGGUUUACAAGUUCUUCGUGAGAACAAUGUUAUACAUCGGGAUCUAAAGCCACAGAACCUCCUCCUUUCAACAAAUGACAGCCAUUAUGUAUUGAAGAUUGCAGAUUUUGGCUUUGCGAGGUCUCUUCAUCCUCGAGGUCUUGCAGAGACAUUGUGUGGUUCGCCUCUCUAUAUGGCACCAGAGAUUAUGCAGUUUCAGAAGUAUGAUGCAAAGGCAGACCUGUGGAGUGUUGGUGCUAUACUCUAUCAGCUUGUUACUGCCAAAACCCCAUUCUCUGGGAAUGAUCAGAUCCAGUUAUUGCAAAAUAUAAAGACAAGUGAAGUGCGGUUUCCUUCAGAUUUAAAGGAGUUGGGCCCAGAUUGCAUCGACUUGUGCCAAAAAUUGUUACGCCGUAACCCAGUGGAGCGAUUGACAUUUGAAGAGUUUUUCAACCACCCAUUUCUUUCUCACAAUCACUUGGAGGAGCCAAUGAGGACAGAGCACAAUUCAAGUGAUGGUUUCUCUUCCUCUCGAUGCAGUCCAGCAAGACAAGCCGAAGAGAGUUCUCAAGAGGACUGUUUACCUUUCCUCUUGGAUGAUGAUACCAAUGCACCUGGCAGCCCCCCAUUUACUUCUAGAAGAGCCUCAGUGCCUUGCACCUCUUCACGGUUGAAAACUGUACUUAACAAAAGAACUACUCCUAACACUUCCACUGGCUCUGAUGUCUAUUCUAGAGAGAGAAACAUCAAUUAUAAAGUGGAAAAUGAUACUUAUAGGCAAAUGCAAAACAAUAGAGCUUCAGGUCAGAUUCCUCAGGAACCCACUGCAGCCAUGGAGCAAAGGCAUUUGGAGGUUUCUCCAAAAGUAGUGGAUUCAUUGGAGUUAAGUGAUCAGGAUUAUGUCUUUGUGUUGGGCCCAUCAAUGGAAGUUUCAUCGUCAUCAGGAAGUGCUUCUCGGCUUGGCCAUUCUCCUGUAAAAUCAAUGGGUUCUCCUAGAACAUUAGCAAGGACCACUAGUAUAAGUGCACCUAUGCCAAUCGUUGGUGCAACAGUGGGCAGGACUUGUGGAAUUGGAAGCCUUGAAAGCCAUAGCUCUGCUCUGUCAGGAGCUUCGCAAGGAUCAAUGGACAUGGGAGAUGUUUCAGAGCAGCCAUCAACUGAUUGCUUGACAAGGUUUAGGUCGUUGCAACAAUGUGCCCAUGCAAUAACAGAGUUGGUGCGUGACAAGAUUGAUGGGACGAAACAGUUGGAAGCUUUCUCUAUUCAGCUGGUAAACCUAGCAAUCUGGAAACAAGCGCUCCAUAUAUGCCAUACCCAGGCUGCAUCAGCCGUAGAAGGAAGUCCAUCUCAAGGGAGUAUAGCAAAGGGAGGUUUGGUUAACAAGCAGCAAAACCCUAACUCAGUGGAAGCCCCUGGAGGUGUUGAUUUUCUAGGGAUAGCAGCCAUUGGGUCUCAUACUGAAAGAGAAUUCCUCGUUGAAGUUGGGCGUGCUGAGGAGCUUGCUGGUUGUCUUGGGCCAAUAGAUGGAAGCACAGAGAUGCCAGAUCCAAUGGAGAUUAUAUUCCAAUCCGCCCUUGCAUUAGGCAGGACUGGCGCUGUGGAUGAACUGAUGGGCGACAUAGACAGUGCAGUAUUGCUUUACUCGAAGGCAGUUCGCUUAUUGUUCUUUCUUUUGGUGGAAGCACCUUCUCUCAUACUCAACCCCCCCUUCUCUCUCACUAACUCGGAUCGCUUUCGGCUCCGCAGUUACAUUGAUAUCCUCAACAACAGGCAAAGCCAGUCUAGGUCUCAAAGGAUGGCCCUCCUUAAGUAUGAAGACCAACCCAGUCUUUGAAACAAAAUUCAUCUGUUUGCAUUUCUCAUUUCUCAUUGUAAAUCCAUUGAUUUGUACAGUAAUUCUUUGACCCCUGACAAUUGAUGACUGUUAAGGUAUAGCAUAAUUAAAUCACUCCCUCUUAUCUUGUGAAUUUUUAAAGCCAGGAAGGGAACUCUGCAGAUUCAAUUGUUUUAUGAGUCCAUUUGUAUUGGGCCUCCCUUAUGAAAGGCUUUUUGCUCUUUAAGGAUAUAUUAAGAGUACAUUUUCCUGUACUUUGGAUUCAGCGAUAUGCCCGAAUGGCUCUCUCAAAGAUUGUAAGACACUGUUCUGAAUGGCAUCACAGAUGAUAUCUUGGGCU